Molecule: messenger RNA, 3186 nt
Organism: Dryobates pubescens (Downy woodpecker)
Lineage: Eukaryota; Metazoa; Chordata; Aves; Piciformes; Picidae
Gene: E2F4
Product: E2F transcription factor 4
Exons: 10
Coding region: 42-1232 (396 amino acids)
Biological process (GO): regulation of transcription by RNA polymerase II
Cellular component (GO): RNA polymerase II transcription regulator complex
Molecular function (GO): DNA-binding transcription factor activity, RNA polymerase II-specific; RNA polymerase II cis-regulatory region sequence-specific DNA binding; protein dimerization activity
Source: RefSeq, a predicted model, not a curated record
GGAAGCGCGGCCGGGCCGGAGCCGGUGGCGGCGGCGCGCAGAUGGCGGAGUGCGGGCCGCAGCCCCCCGGGGGUGGGAGCGGGGCUGCGGGGGCGCCGAGCCGGCACGAGAAGAGCCUGGGGUUGCUGACCACCAAGUUUGUGUCGCUGCUGCAGGAGGCCAAGGACGGCGUGCUCGACCUCAAGCUGGCUGCAGACACCUUGGCCGUGCGCCAGAAGCGGCGAAUCUAUGACAUCACCAACGUGCUGGAGGGCAUCGGCCUGAUUGAGAAGAAGUCCAAGAACAGCAUCCAGUGGAAAGGGGUGGGCCCUGGCUGCAACACCCGCGAGAUCGCUCACAAGCUGAUCGAGCUGAAGGCAGACAUCGAGGACCUGGAGCAGCGUGAGCAGGAGCUGGAGCAGCAGAAGAUGUGGGUGCAGCAGAGCAUCCGCAACGUCACCGAGGACGUGCACAACAGCAGCUUAGCAUAUGUGACACAUGAGGACAUCUGCAAGUGCUUCACAGGAGAUACCCUCCUUGCCAUCCGAGCCCCCUUGGGCACACGUUUGGAGGUGCCCAUCCCUGAGGGCCUCAAUGGGCAGAAGAAGUACCAGAUCCACCUGAAGAGCACCAGUGGCCCCAUUGAUGUGCUCUUGGUCAACAAAGACGCUUGGAGCUCCCCUCCUGUGGUGCUCCCUGUCCCUCCCCCUGAGGACCUCAUCCAGUGCCAAGCUGCCACACCCUCCAAGCCACAGAUCCCAGCACCCACCCAACUGCAGGAGGCUUCAGUUCCCAGCAGCACCCAGCCCUCCACACCAACCCCCACCAGCACUCAGGACCACGGCUGCCCCGAGCAGAAAACCAGCAGCACAGGAGGCAGUGUGCCAGCAGCAGAGCCCAGGAGCAGUGAGCUGGAGCCCCUGGGCAGCGCAGCAGCCAGCUUGGACACUCAGGCACUGCAGUCCUCUGCCUCCCUGGACAGCAGCUCCAUCCUGCCCAGCCCCUCCACCUCCUUCGAGCCCAUCAAGCCUGACCAUGCUGGUGUACUGGAGCUUCCCAAAGAGUUGUCAGAGAUGUUUGAUCCAACCAGAGAAUGUAUGAACUCUGAGCUGCUGGAGGAGCUGAUGUCCUCUGAAGUGUUUGCUCCCUUGCUGCGCUUGUCCCCUCCGCCUGGAGACCACGACUACAUCUACAACCUGGACGAGAGUGAGGGUGUCUGUGACCUCUUCGAUGUGCCUGUCCUCAACCUCUGAGCCGCCCCUGUGGGCACAGCCGCUGCUGGGACUCUGCCAAGUGUCUGGGUUUGGAUUCCUUCUGUGCUGGAGCUUGAUGGGGGAGCUGCUCAGAGAUGCUCUCCUGUGGACUUAGAACCAAGAGCUGUGGACUUGCAGGUUGGGAGCCUCCCUGUAGCUUCUUCCUCUUCCUCUGCUGCCCGUGCAGGGUGCGUGUGCCCCCUGGCCCGCAUCUUCCUCUCUACUGCACCCUGGGCCUCACUUCACAGGUGCUGUGUUUGAGUCUUCUCAGUUCACCCACAGAAUUUGCCCACCUGCUUCUGAGCUUCCUCAUUGCUGCCUGCCUUGGUUUUGUCCUGCACUGCCAGAGGCACUUUGCACCUCGUAGGUGCCAUCUGCUGCCAGGAGCCCUGCAGCUGUGGUCAGUCCCACAUCCAGAGGUAGUUCACUGGAUUGCUGAGCAGGUCAGGCUGGGGUGGUUGUGCUGCUGAGUGACAGCCAGGAGGCAACACAUUGGCACCCAGUGGCCAUUUCUUCAGUGGCUGCAGGCCAAGCUGGGAUGUUUGCCAAGGAAAAGCACUUUUUUGUUUUUAGCCAGUUGUGGCUCCUGGUGGGAUUCAGGAGCUGUGUUGCUAUCAGGACCCAGGUAUGCUGGUUCUGCCCAGCCAGGAGCCUGGGAGCUCUGGCUCCAUGGGCAGCAGCUGUGCUGGGUUUCACAGGGCUCAAGAAGAGGUGCCAGUGGGGGGUUUGAGCUGUGACUUGUUCUAACCCGAGUGAUGUGUGAAAGGGUGAGACUGCUCCAGCCAGUGCCUCCAAGGUACUCCAAGUACACCAGAGCCUGCUCAUAUCUGCAGUCUCCAACCACUGCAGCUGAGCCUUCAGCGGUCUGGAGGCAUCCCAGCAGUAACCAUCUGGCAGUGCUCUGUGUCUGGGUGUUGCCAGAAGAGUGCUUUGUACCCUCCCCUGUUUGUCUCUGGACAUCUGCUCAGGAUCAGGCUUUCUGUAUAUUUGAACUGCUCCUCCAGUGCCCAUCCCCACGCUCCCAAUUCCUGAUCCUGCAGCAGGUCGCUUCCUAGUGUGGAGCUUUCUCUGCGUCCUUUUCCUGCCAGAUGCUCUCCAUCUCUUUCUUCUUGCCCUCUGUGGUGGAUGUUCCGCUCUUGACUUCCCUGGAGUGAUGAGAUGGCAGCAGCCUUGGACCCUGGAGUGCAACACCACCAUGUAGUGCUGUGCUUCCUGCUCAGAUGCUGUGUUUGGUUGUCUCCAGCUCUGGUGCUAGCAGCUGUCCUGCCUUUCCUGCUCCACCAGCUGCCAAGGAGACAGCUGGGCCAGGAGCAUGCUCAGCACUGAAAGCAGGUGGUUUUCAGCCAUCCUUGUGGUUUGCUGAUGCUUCACUUCUCCUUAGCUCACUGCCUGUGCACCACAGGAGCAGCUGGAGCACCAGCAACCAGGGAUGUGAAGCCACAGAGGUGAGCAGAGUUCUGUACUGGGGACCUGCAUCCCCAAGGUGGCUCCUUGGGCCAUCCUGGUCAGUGUGGGACUCCUCCAGAAGAGCUGCUCCUCUCUGCAGCUCCAAGCACAGGCAUCUUCUUAGGAAAAGUGUGAAGAACUUCAGAGGAAUGUUGGGAUACUCUCUAGUGCCAGCUGCUGCCCAUGGAGGGGUGCACGUCUAGCUUGCAUGCAGCAUGACCCCAAACUGUCGUCCCCUGGCAUGGGAGCUGGCCAGAACCCCUUCAUCCCCUGCCUGUUAGCUGCCUCCAUGACCGUGGUGUAGCCUGAGCUCUCCAUGUCCUGCCUGGCCCUUGCCCUCCUCCCACCUGCCACCAGUUAGACCACCUGCAGAAAAGGGUUAGAGAAGAAUUUCUGUUGCAGAUGAACUUUGGGUUCCUACAUAAAGAUUAUUUUUAUACUUUUUUUUUUUGCAAGGAAAGAAAAUUUGCCUGUAAAAUUUGUACAGUUCUCUGAUGUGAAUAAACAG